AUGACAUCUCAGACUAUUCAUGAUAUUGCAACCAAAGGUUUUGAUGACGCCCAGUCUUAUGACGCGCACCGGCCCUCUUACCCCCCUGCUGCUGUCGCCAGUCUUCUGGGACAUCUCGGUCUCGAGGGCCAAUCUGGACGCCAUAUCCUAGACCUUGCAGCUGGCACUGGCAAGUUCACUGAGCUUCUGUCUGCCAGACCGGAAGGGUACAAAAUUAUUGCCGUAGAGCCGUUGGACUCGAUGAGAAAUACCCUUAUUGCCAAGAAACUCUCCAAAGUGGACGUUCGGCCAG
Messenger RNA from Fusarium subglutinans, 292 nucleotides. RefSeq lists its product as uncharacterized. The annotation marks the transcript as partial. Lineage: Eukaryota; Fungi; Ascomycota; Sordariomycetes; Hypocreales; Nectriaceae. The transcript has a single exon. The record is from RefSeq and is a predicted model, not a curated record.